GCACUCCAAGGUCUUCGCCAGAUGCCCUGGUCCCAGCCGGUCUGCGUCUCCAGGGACCUCUCAGGAGCGCAUCCAAAUAGAAACUGGGCUCAGCCUUUUGUCGCUGCCAGUGGUGCCUGGAGGGGUUUGGGAUCAGCCCACAGGUCCUGGCUUCCCAGGAGAAAGAGUGAUCGAGUGAAGGAAUGAGGGGAGAAAGAAGAGGUGCUUGGAAUCAGAUAUCAUCAUUUCUGGGGACGUCUUUAACUGGACACUGAGAUUUCUGUCUCUAAGAAUUACAUGGCAGACACAGAAGAGACAAAAGACAGAAUCCAUGUUAACGUUUCCUGAGCACAGAAAAAGAUGAUCAAGACCCAGGAAUUGCUGACACUGGAGGAUGUGGCUGUGGAGUUCAACUGGGAGGAGUGGCAGCUCCUGGAUCCUGUUCAGAAAGACCUAUACCGGGAUGUGAUGUUGGAGAACUAUAACAAUUUGGUGUCACUGGGAUAUCAAGCUAUCAAACCAGAUAUGCUCUCCAAGUUGGAACAUGGAAAAGAACCUUGCAUAAUAGAACAUGAAAUCCAGAAUAGAUCCUGUCCAGGAUUUGGGAAAGUUGACAGUCAUUUGCUGGAGCACUCUCAAAACCAAAGAUUUCCAAAGAGUGUGCAACAAUGCAGUGAACAGAAUGCAUUUAGAAAGAGUGCUCAUCUGAGCAAAACACAUUUAGCCCUGACACAAAAUCAUAUGUUUGACAUAUGUAGAAAAGCUUUGAAAUCAACCUUAAGUUUAGCUAACCAGAAGAGAAGAUGUGAAAUAAAGAACCCUGUGGAGUUUGAUGGAGAUGAGAAGUCCUUUCUACGUGGUGAUCAUGGACAGUUGUAUUCUGGAAUUGAAUUUCCUCAAAGUACAAAACACAUCAGUGCUAAAUUCCAAGUCCUUAAGCAUCAGAAGACUCACAAAAUAGAGAAAUCCCAAGCCUACAUUGAAAGUGAGAGAACACACAUCAGGAAAUCUCAGCUUAUUUCUCAUGAGAGCAUUCAUACAGGAGACAGACCCCAUGGGUGUGAUCUGUGUUUGAAAUCCUUCUCCAGAAAUGUCACGUUCACUAAACAUCAGAAAACUCAAACACGAGACAAACCCCAUUUAACCAGUGAAUGCAGAAAAGGCUCCACUGUGAAGAGCAGUCCCAGUGUACAUCAGCAAACCCAAACAGGGGAGAAAUCCUAUAUAUGCAGUGAGUGUGGAAAAGGCUUCACAAUGAAGCGCUAUCUGAUUGCACAUCAGCGAACUCAUAGUGGAGAGAAACCUUAUGUCUGCAGUGAAUGUGGAAAAGGCUUCACUGUGAAGAGCAAUCUCAUUGUGCAUCAGCGCACUCACACAGGGGAGAAACCCUAUAUAUGCAGUGAAUGUGGGAAAGGCUUCACCAUGAAGCGCUAUCUUGUUGUACACCAGCGAACUCAUACUGGAGAGAAACCAUAUUUGUGCAAUGAGUGUGGGAAAGGCUUCACCGUGAAGAGUAAUCUCAUUGUACAUCAGCGCUCUCAUACAGGGGAGAAAUCUUACAUAUGCAGUGAAUGUGGAAAAGGCUUCACUGUUAAACGGACUCUCAUUAUACAUCAGCGAACUCACACGGGAGAGAAAUCUUACCUGUGUAACGAAUGCGGAAAAGGCUUCACCACAAAACGCACUCUCGUUAUACACCAGCGAACGCACACAGGAGAGAAACCCUAUGGAUGCAAUGAGUGUGGUAAAGCCUUCAGCCAGAAGAUAUGCCUCAUACAACAUGAGAGAAUUCACACAGGAGAGAAACCCUAUGAGUGUGAUGAAUGUGGAAAAGCCUUCACCACGAAGUCAGUACUCAAUGUACAUCAAAGAACUCACACAGGAGAGAAACCAUAUGGAUGCAGUGAUUGUAAGAAAGCCUUCUCCCACUUGUCAAACCUUGUUAAACAUAAGAAAAUGCACAUAAGAGAAAUGGCCCAUGUAUGCAGUGAGUGUGGGAAGGCCUUCUGCAAGGUGUCUGAGCUCUUUGAUCAUCAGAGAGUUCAUACAAUAGAGAAACCGCAUGGAUGCAAUCUGUGUGGGAAAGCCUUCUCCAGAAAAUCCAGGCUCAGUGAACAUCAGAGAAUUCAUACAGGACUGAAAUAUUAUGUGUGCACUGCAUGUAAUAAAACCUUCUUCAAGAAGUCGCAAUUCAACAUACAUCAGAAAAGUCACAUGGGAGAGAAACCUUACACAUGUAGUGAGUGUGGGAAAGCAUUCAUCAAAAAGUGUCGGCUCAUUUAUCAUCAGCGAACUCAUACAGGGGAGAAGCCCCAUGGAUGCAGUCUGUGUGGAAAAGCCUUCUCUACAAAGUUCAGUCUCACUACACAUCAGAAAACUCAUACAGGAGAGAAACAAUAUGUAUGCAGUGAAUGUGGAAAAGGUUUCAUCGAGAAGAGGCGUCUUAUUGCACACCAUCGAACUCAUACUGGUGAGAAACCCUUUGUAUGCAAUGAAUGUGGGAAAGGUUUUACCUUGAAGAACAGUCUUAUCACACAUCAGCAAACUCACAGAGAAAAGAAAUUGUAUAUGUGCAGUGAAUGUGGGAAAGGCUUUUCUAUGAAGCACUGCCUCAUCGUACAUCAGCGAACUCAUACUGGAGAGAAACCCUAUACAUGUAAUGAUUGUGGAAAAGGCUUCACCUUGAAAAGCCCUCUCAUCAGACAUCAGCGAACUCAUACAGGAGAGAAGCCCUAUGUAUGCAGUGUUUGCGGAAAAGGCUUCACCAUGAAGAGUGAUCUUACUGUACAUCAACGAACUCAUACUGCAGAGAAACCAUAUAUAUGCAGUAACUGUGGGAAAGGCUUCACUGUAAAGAGUCGCCUGAUUGUACAUGAGCGAACUCACACAGGGGAGAAACCAUACGUGUGCAGUGAAUGUGGAAAAGGCUUUCCAGCCAAGAUCCGCCUGAUCGGACAUCAGCGAAUUCAUACAGGAGAGAAACCCUAUGUAUGCAGUGAAUGUGGAAAAGGCUUCACAGAGAAGAGUCAUCUCAAUGUACACCGGCGUACUCACACAGGAGAGAAACCCUACGUAUGCAACGAAUGUGGCAAAGGCUUAACUGGGAAAAGCAUGCUCAUCGCACAUUUGCGAACUCAUACUGGAGAGAAACCAUAUAUAUGUAAUGAAUGUGGUAAAGGCUUCACCAUGAAGAGUACUCUAGGUAUACAUCAGCAGACUCACACUGGAGAGAAGCUGUACAAAUGCAACGAGUGUAGUAAAGCCUUUAGGAAGAAGACAUGCCUCAUACAACAUCAGAGAUUUCACUCAGGAAAGACUUCCUUUGCAUGUACUGAAUGUGGAAAAUUCUCUCUGCGCAAAAAUGACCUCAUUACCCAUCAGAGAAUUCACACAGGAGAGAAGCCAUAUGAAUGCAGUGAAUGUGGGAAAGCUUUCACCACAAAGUCAGGGCUCAAUGUUCAUCAAAGAAAACAUACAGGAGAGAGGCCCUAUGGAUGCAGUGAGUGUGGGAAAGCUUUUGCCCACUUGUCAAUCCUUGUUAAACAUAAGAGAAUUCACAGGUAGUCACUUUGAGGAAGCCUGUUGCCAGUUGUACUCAAGAUAAUAGUAUACAGUGAAAAAUCACAAUGCAAAGAUCGUGGUAUUAUCUUUUGUGAUCAAUUACCUCAUUUUAUGUUGACGAAAAAAUUUACAAAACAACUCAGAUACAAUCAGCCUUGGUGAAAAUAUUUUAGGACAUUUUAAUAUCUAAAAAGUGUGUAGUGAGAUAAAGCCUAGGAAUGUGAAAGACUAGGAAAGCCUUCAGUGGAAAUACACCCUAUCAUAUGUGAUCGUCAUAGAUCAUGAGUGAAUGAAUAUUUCUAAUUGGUAGAAAUAUAAUUGUGGGAAAGCCUUUGCCCAGAAGUAACACCUCAAAAAUGUCAGUUAACACUAGAGAAAUACUUUCUUAUGGUGAUGAAUAUGGCAGGGUUUGCAGUGAUAAAUAUUGCCUCAUCAUUUGCUAGGAGAUCUGUGCAGAGAUACAUGGAAUAUGCUGGACUUUAACAAAAUAUCAGACAACUUAAUGAAGGGAAGAAGGCUUGGGGAAAUGAUGAAUGAGAUCAUUCUGUCACCUAAACUUAAGAGAAAAUACACCUCACAAGCAACUGGGGGAAGGAUACCUUCAGCCAUAUUUCUAGUUGCCUUGUCAUUGAUCUUAUAAAUUUUAAAUAGUGGCCGUUACUCUCCUGAUGAAUUGAAUUUUAAUAUAUACGGUGCAAGAGUGUUGAAUGCUUGUUUCAUUAUUUAACUUUUGCAUCUC
Messenger RNA from Hippopotamus amphibius kiboko, 4279 nucleotides. RefSeq names its product zinc finger protein 615-like. Gene Ontology annotation, biological process: regulation of transcription by RNA polymerase II. Bases 340 to 3543 code for a protein of 1067 amino acids. Lineage: Eukaryota; Metazoa; Chordata; Mammalia; Artiodactyla; Hippopotamidae. Gene Ontology annotation, molecular function: RNA polymerase II cis-regulatory region sequence-specific DNA binding; DNA-binding transcription factor activity. The record is from RefSeq and is a predicted model, not a curated record. The transcript has 7 exons.